Messenger RNA from Prorocentrum cordatum, 4314 nucleotides. NCBI's taxonomy places the organism in Eukaryota, Dinophyceae, Prorocentrales, Prorocentraceae. The record is from the annotation of a GenBank genome assembly.
AUGGCGUCCCACGAUCGGCGUUUGUCCCAUGAAGCGCGGCCUCUCUGGCUCAAGCGGCAUCUGGGCUCGAGGCGAGCCGGGAUGCCCUCGCCCAAGCUGGCGCGUCUGGCGCUCGCGCCGCUCGAGAUCCCGUCGGCCGCGCGGCCCUCGCAGCCGCAGUGCCAGCGGCUGCUCGCCAUGGACGGCUCUGGCUCUGGUCACCACCCAGACGAAGAUCUCCUGGACGACUCGGCCGCGGACUUCCUGCCCUGCACGGGCGCAGGCUCCAGCUUCCAGGCCGCGCUGCAGGGCGUCGCGGCCGAGCACGAGCGGGAGGUCCAGAGGCUGCAGACGAAGAUGGCGGAGCUCCGCGAGCUGGUGACCCAUCUGCAGUGGAAAUCCGUGGGGCAGGAGGUGAAGAGCACGAACGUGGAGGUCAGCGAUGUCCACGGCUCGCCCCUGGUGGUGAAGACGGUGAUGGCCAAUGGUCGGACGUUCAUGACCCUGGAGCCGCCAGAGCUCGACGUCCAUGACCCGGGGGGGUUUUGCACCCCGACGGAUUCCUCCAGCGAUGAUGACUCUGCCGGGAGCCCCGGCAACAAUCGUGCAUCAGGCAACAAGCGCGCGGUGAACCAGAACGGGCGUGCGUCUCUCUGCUCGAGCCAGGCCUCCUCGAUCCAGGUACGCAGGGCGACCAAAGAGCGGCCGGGCGACCGUCCCCGAGGCCGGAGCCUGAAGUACGACCCGUGGGAGGACGGCAACAUCUCCGAGGGGGGUGACGCGAAGUCGCCGCGCUUGAAGGAGUACAUCCCGCCGCUGCCCCCCGAGUCGGUCAGCCACAUGCUGGCACCAGGCAGCUGCUUGAGCACGAGGUCGACCACGGACAAGCAGACGGCGCGGGGCAGGCACGAUCCCGAAGGCGUCGAGAGCAGCGGCAACGGCAUGAGCCAUGGCGGCCAAGCUGGCACGGAGAAGGAGCAGCAGGAGCUGCUCCUGCAGAGCCAGCAGGACGGCGACGGCAGGAGCGAGUCGCGCUGCCAGAGCGAUGGCACCGCCGACGGCGGCGGCAAUCACAAGUCCCGGGGGCAGACCACUCUGCAGACGUGCGAUUCUGAGGGGCUGCGCCGUCGCACGGUCGACGACCGGACGUCGCAGAGGCUGGCGAGGGAGGUGCUCGAGUACGAGACGAAAGGUCAAAGACUCUGGCGCGAAAGGCAGUCCCUGCAGAGGUCAAAGAGCGUGGUGGAGGCCAACGUCCGACAAUGCACUUUCAGGUUGGAGCAGCUCGUUAACCACUGGUCUUUCGAUUUUGCUUGCGGGCUGGUGAUCAUCAUCAACACCGUCCUCAUUGGCUUGAGCACACAGCACGUGGCAGAGAAGGGAGGAGACAAGGUCGAGUACGAGAUCGCCGGCUUGAUUUGCAACGCGUUCUUCUUGGUGGAGCUGAUCUUGCGGCUUCGGGUAAUGGGGAUGAGGUUCUUCACCGUCGAGGGUUGGCGCUGGAACCUGUUCGACAUGUUCCUGGUGGUGUUCUCCAUCCUGGACGCGGUCAUCCAGUACGGCUACAAUGCGGACGCGGGAGCCGUCGGGCAGAGCAUGAAGACGAUCAAGAUGUUGCGAAUUGUGAGGGUGUUCCGUGUGUUCCGUUUCUUCACAGAAUUGCGGAUCUUGGCGUUGAUGAUAUUGGAUUCUUUCAGGUCUCUUGCGUGGGCCCUGCUGAUGCUGAUUAUCAUAAUGUACGUCUUCGCGAUCUGGUUCACCCAAGACGUCGCCAGCCACAUCGUCAAGGUCAAGAACGAUGGGUUGCCCGUGGACCCUGUGCUCACGGAGUUCUUCGGGAACCUUUUGCUGACUCUGUCCAGCCUGUUCCACGCGAUGCUCAAUGGUAUCAGCUGGAUCGAACUCACCAACGGAUUGAAAUACUCGCCACCGAUGCAGGCGCUGUUCUUCUUCUACGUGUCCUUCACGCUGCUGGCCGUGCUGAACAUCAUCCGUUUGCUUCCGAAGCAGAUCGAGCAGAAGCAGAAGUGGUUGCAGGAGAUGAAGGAGCUCUUCCAGGAGAUGGACAAGGAGGGGUGUGGCAGCAUCAGCCUCGACACCAUCCAGGAGUUCCUGCAGGACGCCCGCGUUGAGUCCUACUUUCAGGCGCUGGGCCUGGAGCCGCACGACACCGAGCGACUGUUCGACCACCUAGACGACGACAACUCGGGGGAGGUGAGCCUGGACGAGUUCCUGCAGGGCUGCCUGCGGCUGAGGGGCCAGGCCCGCAGCAUCGACGUUUACUCGGUGAUGCACGACGUCAGGUCUCUGACCACCAAGUUCGAGGAGUUGAUGGACAGCCUCCGCGUGGUCGGUCGGCUGGCGUCGGAGCACAGCAACGCGCGCCAGAAUUUAUCGGGUGCCGCGUUCUCGAAGCAGGGGACGGUCACAACGCUGCCAGAGCCCGUCGAGGAGGCCGAGAUGCCUACGGUGAUCCAGAGGUCCACGAAGCCCGCGCUCAUGGCCGACGGCAAGGGCGACCAGAGCUGGACCAGCGCAUCGGCCGACGUGAUCAAGGGCAUCGUGCGCUGCCAGGACGAGCUGUGCUGCCACCACUGGCAGCUCUACCUCGCCACGCACCCCGAGCUCACGUAUGGUGACUGGGAGAACAUGCUCUGCCUUGGCCGCGUGCGCGAGUUCAUCGAGCACGGUGUCGGCGUGCUGUACGCGAAGACGCAGAUGGGAGAUGUGGUGGGCUAUUUGUCGUUCUCCAGGCUCAACUCGGAAGCAGAUCCGACCUCUGGCGGCCAGGGCGCCGGCGCCUUCCUGAAGGUCAACCACCUCGUGGUGUUGGAGCGGCACCGCCGCGCAGGCGUGGGCAGGCUCCUGAUGACCGAGUUCCUGCACAAGGUCGGCGUCCGCAUCGACUCCGGCCCCGCAGGUCCAACCACCGACCCCGAGGCGGACGUUGGCGUACAGAUCAUCGCGGCGGAGCUCAACGAGGGGGCAAUAUCCUGGUACCGCAGCAUGGGCUUCCGGGCGAUGAACCUGCACACGAAGGAGUGCGGGGAGCGCAAGAUCUGCUACCUCGAUCUGCGACGGUGCUGGGGCAGCGCGAAGGUCUCCGGGGGCACCGACCUCGUCCCGUCCUUCUGCGGGCACCGCAGGAGGCUGUUCGGCGAGGAGCUGUGCGGCGAGUUCGUGCAGCCCCCACGGCCCGACGGCCAGCAGAGUGCGCGCCAGCCCUUCCGUCGCGUGACCGCCUACGACGCGGAGCGCGGCCUCCACCGCCUGGACGGCCCCGACGGCGAGCUCGCGGACCUCUCCGCGCAGUUCGCCAGCGCGGGCGGCCUGUGCCUCGGGCGCGCCCCGCAGCGCGCCGCCCGCUCCGCGAUGGGAGACACCACCGCGGCGGAGCAGGUGCAGGGGACCUGCCUGGUCGUCGGCGCCGCGAUGGUCUUUGCGCUCGUUGCGCUGGUGGUGAAGGCAGGCCUUCCGGGGGCCCAGAAGCUGUCAGAGUCGGCCGGGCUCUUCGUCAUUCUGACUGCCGUCUGCCGGGUGGACCCACUGCCGCUGCUCCCCGCGACGCAGUGCCGUUUCUUCAUCAGCUGGCUGGUGUCGAUCGCGUUCAUGCUCGCGUACCGGAAGGAGCGCGGCCUCCGCUGGUUCGGCCCUGCCAGGCUUCGGUGGGCCCUCGUGCUCAAGGGCACGCUCUCCUUCACGUUCAUCACGCUGUGGUGGGGGGCGCUGAGGCGCGCUCCGAUGGGCAACUGCAUCGCCAUCAUCUACUGCAGCCCCGUCCUGACGUCCCUUUUCUCCCGCGCGCUCCUCGGGGAGGCGCUCCCCAGGGAGUUUGCGGCCCAGACUCUGCUCGUCUCCUGCGGCGUAGCCCUCGUGCUGGACCCCCCGUUCCUGCACCGCGGCGGGGCUGGUCCGGGCGACGGGGCCGCGAUGCUGCGGGACUACGGGCCAGUGUUCCUUGCCCUGCUGGUGUGCGCGAUGGUGCCCGUGGCGACGAAGGCCACGCGCGACUGCAGCUGGAUCGAGGUGGAGCACGUCAACGCGUGCCUCGCCACCUGCGUGUAUGGCCCGUCGCUGAUGUUGGCGCAGCACGCCCUCGGCGGCGCGGCGCCGCUGCUGCCGGCCGGGGCCGACAGCGCCUGGCAGAGCAUGCUCAUCGUGUUCGCGGCGCUAGGCUCGUUCGUUGGCAUCGCCAUGGAGACGAAAGGCUACCAGCUGGCCGAGGUCGGAAAGGCGACCAUGUUCAGGUACGUCGAGGUGCCAACAGGGGAAUCUGGAGUCGCGGAGGGCCCCCUGGAGAGAAGGGCAGGGACCGCACCGAUCCUCAUGCCCUAA